Messenger RNA from Porites lobata, 22685 nucleotides. Lineage: Eukaryota; Metazoa; Cnidaria; Anthozoa; Scleractinia; Poritidae. The record is from the annotation of a GenBank genome assembly.
CGUGUCGGAGCGCCUGGUAAAUUUGGAACAUUGGAACGUUGAAACAUCCUGUAAAUUCUUUCCCAUUUUCUGGCAAAAUGCUGCUAUUUUACACGUCUACAGGGAGAAAAAAGAACUGGUAGAGAUUUUUACGGAUUUCAUGAAGCAGGUUGUAGCUAUUUAUUUGACGUCUGGCGGGGAAAGUGAUAUGACGUAGUUUCAGCUCGAUGUCGAUGCUUUAAUUGUGAACUGGACGUUACCAAAUGGAGAAGAAAUCUAGAUUUGAACUCAUUAAAAUUGUAGAAGCCCAGAAAGAGCAACUAACUCGGUAUGAAACAAGGCUCAGAGGUAAGAGAAUUUCUUACUUUACGCGCUUAUGUUUUAUGUUUUUUUCAGGAAAAGACAAACUUGAACUAGUACUUCGACUCAUUCUUCUAAACGGUUGGUUCAGCUCUGAAUUGAGGACUGCCACCUAUCUCGGGUUGACAUUUGAACAGUCAAAGAAAGCAGCAUUGUUAAAAUAAUCAACAUAUUCUCAUCUGGUCAAUAGCUCCCAGGGCUGUCACUAAGGACCUUCCCUAAUUCCCUGCCUACUUAUUGGAUUUAUCCACUAACUAAAUGACAGCCCUGAGCUGAGCUCAGGAACUCUUUAAAGUUUUUUUAGCCGAUGGAUUGGGGUCUAAAGCUUUUUUAGCUAAGUUUGGGGUCCGUUUAUCAGGCAGUUGUUCGAAGGCCGAUUAGUGCUAACCCGGGGUUAAAUUUUAAUGCAGGUUUCUUUUUCUUUUGUUUAAAAGCAUUUUCUCGGAUAAUUUUCUCUAUUCCUUUUGGAACGUCCAGUCAUCACAUUGUUGACAAAAAGAAUUAAACUGAAUUUUCCUUUCAAGCUUUCAUAACUGAAUUCAAAUUUCACCCUAACCCUAAGUUAACUUAACCCCGCUUUGAACAACCUGGCCCAGAAUUACUGGUAUACCUUUGAGAAACAGACAAAAAACCUGAAAUCCAAACCUGACUGAUAGUAGUAUGGGUUCUAGCUCACAAACUGGUCCAUUUUGUUUCAUUAACAGAUAGGUUUAUUUUUAACUUCCAAAACUAUUACAGUCAAACCGGGAAAACUGUGAACACCAGAAAUAUUUCUGGAAUGUUAUUGUGUCGCAAGAAAAAGCCAAUUGCGUGUGAGAAACUAAACCGCAAGCAAGAAUGUUAAUUAGUUUGUGGUUUUGUGGCUAGUUUGCAUGUCCUGAUCUUUGUGUUUGGUCACAACACAAUAAACAGUCCUGCAAUAUUGCAAGUGUUCACUGUUUUGCCAAUUUGCCAGCAAUAAAAUUGACCUUGUAAGCAUAAAACCGCUCUCCAGAGCCUAAUAUAACUAGGACAUUCGAGAAGUGGGCGACAAAAGGAUGAUAAUAAGGCAAAGAGUAAGGCCCUUCCUCUCCUUCUCUCUACACUGGAUUUCUGUAGAUGAGAGCUUUUUCACAGGCUAAUAAACUACACAAAGUGAAUAAUCUUACCAAGGACCAAAUGAAGUGUCCACAAGAGUGAUGUUUCAAGAGUGAUGUUUCAAGAGUGUUUUCUAAUAGAGAGGUAUCUACAUAAGAGAUUUAACUGCAUAUAAUUGUAGUUGUUUCAUUUGUUACAUUGAUUAUUUAACAGAUGUUGUCCAUGCCUACAAGAAUUUGUUGAGAGAGAAAGACGCCUUGGAAGCCAGUGUCAAUGUCUUGACAACCUCCAGUAACCAUGCGCCAAAAAGCCUUCAAAAGGAAGCAGCAGAAUCAGAGGCUGAUAAUCAUACUGGGGUGAAUGGAAGGAAUGAAAGCAAGAAAACAAAUAAAGAAGAGGGUGCAAAAAACCCUUUGAAAGGAGAAAGUGUGGAAGGAAAAGAAGUUUUGGACCAUCCAUUAGCAGUGAAAGAAAAUGAAGUGGAAGGUGAAGAUCAGUCUCAGCUUGCUGGCAAGGUACAAUGUAUCUGUAUAAUUAUGCAGCUUUAAUGAUAAUAAUUGAUCAACAAUAAGUAUACAGAUUACAUAAAAUGAUUAAUCUAGAGGCUAGUGGGAAAGCGUGCUGAGUGAUUAUUUUAAUUAUUAGUUUUUAUGUUUUUGCAAGUCCAAAAAAAUAUCUUUUGGUUUUAAUUAGCACAAUCACCUUAACUAAGUGUCCAUGUUGUAGGUAAAAUUUGUUAUUAGGUUAAAUCAGUACUGCUUGUAACUUAUUAGGGUUAGCUUUUUGUUACAGUUCUAAGUAAACAAAUGACUACAGCCCUACAGCCCCUGUACUUACCAGACUGGAUGAUUUUAAAUGUAGGUCAUAAAAAACAGUGGGAGUCAAACUACGGUUAACUUUCUCUUUAUGGACUGCCUUUCGAUUCUUUACACCUUUUAGUUAACUCUCUACACAAGAUGGACAUCUCUCUCAGACGGACACUUGGCGCUGGUCCAGUAAAAAUGCCUGACUUGGGAGAGUUGACUGUAUUAAAUAUUAUUUUCUCCUAACAUUUCACCAUCCUUUUCUAUACACUAACUUACAAUUAAUCAAGUUAUAAUAGUAAACGAUUAAGAGAUGUCCUGUUACAUUGUACGGUUUAUUAAGUAACCUUUGGUUACCUCUUGACUGUAGGAAAACAAUUCAUCUUUACAAGCAGAGUUGGACACACAGCAGGAAAAGGUUGCGACUCUCAGUGCUUCACUUGCCACUGUAAUGCAGCAGAAAUCAAAGAUGGAGGCCAGCUACCAGGCAGAUAAAAAGAAAAUGAUGGUUGGUUUUUGUAAUAUUCCUUGAUUUAGUAAUUAAAUAUAGAAAGUUUUACAAUGCAAUCUUAAGACACAAUUAAUGGAGUGUGACUCAGUUUGUCAGGGUUUAAGGUCACACAACAUUAGGAUAUCUCUGCUAGUUAGAAUUACGAACUCCUCAAGAUUGACAAGUAUGAAAGUUAAGCUAAGUUUACCUAAGUUAACUUCACUUUAGGUUAAGUUGCACAUUAAUUUACGGCUUACACUUGCCAUUGCAAAUAACUUGUAGUAUGUUAAAUCACUGUCAAGUGUGGGAAAUUACUAGACACAAUAGAAGACAUUAGCGUAUGUUUCAAUCUAGCUGGCUACAUAUGUAUCACUUGCUCUUUAUGGCUAGUUAAAAUUAUUUACAUGUUUACCUCAUGGAGCACCUCAUGUGCUCCCUUUAUUCAGUAGUACAACAUUUAUCAUUGGCUGACCCUCAGACAUUAAGCUAACUAAAGGUCUUGUUCAAAAAGUUUUUUGAAAAUCCCACCCUUCCCUCCCUCUGGAGUUAUUGUUUUUAUCAAUAAACGCCGGCUCACCACUCUUUAUUCCCUUUCAGCUUAAGUCUUGCACGGACUUCCCCAAGCUUUGUUUUUUAGCGAUUUUAUUGCUACGUUCUUGAAUUGCCAUUAUUCCAGCACAUGUCAGCUCAUAGGUCUGAUAUAAAGAUAAAAUGGCUUGAACAAUAUAAUUGCCUACACUCAUUCCAUUAAGUUGCACAUGUACAAUGCUGGCCAGUGGUCUUAGCUCGUAGUACCGUGGAGAGUUAGGCUGUAAGAUAUAUGUUUUGGACCUACCUAGAACUUGUCCAAUCCGGCAUAGAUCUUUUAAAGUAACGCCGGGGAGAUAAGUUAGGCUACAUGGUCAUGCUAUGGAAGUCAUCUGCCCUGCCAAUUGCAGAGCGAUGCUCCCCCCUUUAUUCCAUAUGUCUUGUUGCUGUGUUUUUACUUAACCUUGUCUUUUAAAGCAUAGUUAAGGAACUGCAACAUUAAAUGAUGGCAAAAAAGAAGUAUCAUGCCUCUUAACCUAAGUACUAAGUAGCUUUUUCUUGUUUUAUAGCAAGAACAUGAAGUUAAAAACCAAGAACAUGAACAAGAAAUAGAGAAGUUGAAAAGUAACUUAGAGUCCCUGGAAGAACAACUUCAAGAGGUUUGUAUUGAACCUUUAAAUGAUGUUACCACUAGUAAAUGCAGGCAUAACCACCAGUGCAAGCACAAGCACAAGGAUCAAACUUUUUCCUUCAACUGUACUUGCAAUCAGGUUGUAGGCUCUGCUCAUCACCAAUCACUUUCACACAGGUCUCCUACAUGUAUGCUUGCAUGUAUGCUAACUUGUAACACUAGUGAAAACCAGGUGUGCUUACCUUUUGUAUAGAAAACUGGAGUGGCUCAUGCGGGGAGUAAUUCUUUUUUUGGUUUAAUCGGAAUUCCCACAAAUUUCCGUACCAUUUGGUUCACCAUACCAGUGCAAGGCUAUUUUGGAGAAGACAGCAAGGCCCAAGAUGGCAGUUUGCGUGAUGAAUCUUUCUUUCCAAAUGAUUUCCGAAAGUGACAGUGGUUUAUCCUCAUCACCUCGCAUGUGUACCAGAGGUGCAGGAUUGUACGAGUUUCAGUCAGAUUCAAAGGUCAUGAGAUUUUGGACUUUUUCAGACAAAGUUUCCUAUUUAUGUACAUCUUAGAAUGUUAAUAAUUAAUAUAAAUCUGCCCACAAAAUUUAAAUAAAGACUUGAAAUUUAUCCACAGCUAAAGUUACGCAUGCGACAUGAACAGCAAGCCCGUGAGGAGGAACAGAACAAUCAUGUCCUGAUGCUGCGUGAACUUCAAAUGUUAGUGUCCACAGAGCGGUCUGCAAAAGAAGACCUAGAACAACAGCUGGAAGAUGCAAAAGAACAGGUCCUACUGACUCAGAGAUUACCUGGCAGCAAGACUGAAGAGUAUCAAUGUCAAAUCUCCCAGCUGCAACUAGAGUUACAACAGGUUAAAAGAAGACUAAAAGAGGCAGAGAAAGUUGCUUCUCAACCUUCACCUCUGCUGGUUCAGUUGCAGAAUGAGAUGUCUAAGAUGAAGAAAGAGCAUUCUGAGGCUGUUGUUAAAGAGCAGAAGAGAGCUAAUGAAGCUGAAGAACAGUUGAGGAUCAUCACAAGUUUGGAAGAGUGUAGGGUGGCAGACUUGGGUAGGUAUCUAGUAGUAAUCUCACUCUUCAGGUAGCUAUAAUGGUAUGUAUACACAGAGGAUUAUUCUACCUUGUGGGUGAAAGACCAUCAGCUGUUGAUAGUUGUACAGAGAUUGUCUACAAAGUGACAUGGGCUUGGUCUAAGAAUUUCCACAAACUACGUCUGACAUACCACAUCAAACAUCCGACAUCAGACGUUUCACAUACCACGUCAGACAUCUGACAUCACAAGUCAGACAUCUGACAUAUCACAUCAAACAUCGGACAUUAGUAAUCUGACAUCAGAUGUCUGACAUACCACAUUGGACAUCAGACAUUUAUUUUUCACUACGCUUAUUGUCUUUGCCAGCUAGCUUAAUAUGGCAAUGACCAACCUGGAAGCAUUAACUACUUUGGUCAUUGCGCACAUCUUAAUUCCUUAAUUUCUUGUUAUCUUUAUUUCUGACAUUGUUCUGCAAGGUACUUAUACAAAUUAAAGUUCCAAUGCAAUCAAUAUGUAAAUAGUGCAAACACAAUAAAAUCAAUAAAAUUUAAACUCUAAAAAAAUGACUGAUGUGUUAUGUCUGAUGUGGUAUGUGAGACAUCUAAUUUCUGAUGUGGUAUGUCAGACACAUGAUGUCCGAUGUGGUAUGUCAGACGUCUGAGAUCAGAUGUCUGAUGUGGUACAUCGAACGUACACUGCGGUGGGUCAGAUGUCUGAUGUGGUAUGUCAGAUGUCUGAUAUGGCAUGUUGACCAGAUGUCUGAUGUGGUACGUCAGAUGUCUGAUAUGGUAUGUCAGACAUCUGAUAUGGUGUGUCAGAUGUCUGAUGUGGCAUGUUGACCAGAGGUCUGAUGUGGUAUGUCAGAUGUCUGAUAUGGUAUGUCAGACAUCUGAUGUGGUAUAUCAGACAUCUGAUAUGGUGUGUCAGAUGUCUGAUGUGGCAUGUUGACCAGAGGUCUGAUGUGGUAUGUCAGAUGUCUGAUAUGGUAUGUCAGAUGUCUGAUAAGGUAUGUCAGACAUCUGAUGUGGUAGGUCAGACGUCUAUUGUGGUAUGUCAGAUGUCUGAUAUGGUAUGUCAGAUGUCUGAUGUGGUAUGUCAGACAUCUGAUGUGGUAUGUCAGACAUGUGAUAUGGUAUGUCAGACGUCUGAUAAGGUAUGGCAGGUGUCUGAUGUGGUAUAUCAGACAUCUGAAGUCCGGAUGCCCAAUGUGGUAUAUCAGACGUCUGAUGUGGUAUGUUAGAUUCUGAUAUUGCAUGUCAGACGUCUGAUGUGUAGGUGGUAUGUCAGAUGUCUGAUAUGGUAUGUCAGACCUCUGAUAAGGUAUGUCAGACAUCUGAUGUUGUAUAUCAGAUGUCUGAAGUCAGAUGCCCAAUCUGGUAUGUCAGACUUCUGAUAUAUGUCAGACAUCUGAUGAGUAUAUGUGGUAUGUCAGACAUCUGAUGUAAUAUGUCAGACAUCUGAUGACAUAUAUCAGAUGUCUGAUGUGGUAUAACAAACGUCUGAUGUAGUAUAUCAGAUAUUGUAUAUCAGACGUCUGAUGACGUAUAUCAGACGUCUGAUGUGGUAUAACAGACACCUGAUAUGGUAUGUCAGACGUCUGAUGUGGUAUGUCAGAAGUCUAAUAUGGUAUGUCACGCGUAUGAUGACGUAUAUCAGACGUCUGAUGUGGUAUAACAGACAUCUAAUAUGGUAUGUCAGACAUCUGAUAUUGUAUGUCAGACAUCUGAUGACAUAUAUCAGACAUCUGAUGUGGUACGUCAAAUGUCUGAUAUUGUAUGUCAGACAUCUGAUGACGUAUAUCAGACGUUUGAUGUGGUAUAACAGACGUCUGAUAUUGUAUGUCAGACAUCUGAUAUUGUAUGUCAGACGUCUAAUGACAUAUAUCAGACAUCUGAUGUGGUACGUCAAAUGUCUGAUAUUGUAUGUCAGACGUCUGAUGACGUAUAUCAGACGUCUGAUGUGGUAUAACAGACGUCUGAUAUGGUAUGUCAGACAUCUGAUAUUGUAUGUCAGACGUCUGAUGACGUCUGAUGUGGUAUAACAGACAUCUAAUAUGGUAUGUCAUACGUCUGAUAUUGUAUGUCAAAUGUCUGAUAUUGUAUGUCAGACGUCUGAUGAUGUAUGUCAGACGUUUGAUGUGGUAUAACAGACGUCUGAUAUGGUAUGUCAGACAUCUGAUUUUGUAUGUCAGAUGUCUGAUGACGUCUGAUGUGGUAUAACAGACAUCUAAUAUGGUAUGUCAGACAUUUGAUAUUGUAUGUCAGACGUCUGAUGACAUAUAUCAGACGUCCGAUGUGGUAUGUCAGAUGACUGAUAUUGUAUGUCAGAUGUCUGAUGACGUGUAUCAGAUGUUUUGAUGUGGUAUAACAGACCUCUGAUAUGGUAUGUCAGACGUCUGAUGUGGUAUAACAGACGUGUGAUAUGGUAUGUCAGAUGUCUGAUAUUGUAUGUCAGACGUCUGACAUAUAUCACAUGUCUGAUGUGGUAUGUCAGAUGUCUGAUAUUGUAUUUCAGACGUCUGAUGAAAUAUAUCAGACGUCUGAUGUGGUAUGUCAGAUGUCUGAUAUUGUAUGUCAGAUGUCUGAUGACGUAUAUCAGACGUCUGAUUUGGUAUGUCAGAUGUCUGAUACAUUAUGAGAUAUAAUAUGACAUAUGUUAUGAGAUUCCUUUUGUUUUAAGAUGUUUUUGAUUUAUAUAGUAGAUAACUUAGGCUAUAUUUGAAUUAUAUUAUAGAUAUUAUAAUUUAGAUUUUUUAUAUUCUAUUUUGUAAUUAGGUAGCGCUUUGGACAAUUAUUGGAUUUUAGCGCUAUAUAAAUAAAAUUAUUAUUAUUAUUAUUAUUUGAUAUUGUAUGUCUGAUGAUGUAUAUCAGACGUUUGAUUUGGUAUAACAGACGUCUGAUAUGGUAUGUCAGAUGUCUGAUAUUGUAUAUCAGACGUCUGAUGUGGUAUAACAGACAUGUGAUAUGGUAUGUCAGAUGUCUGAUAUAGUAUGUCGUGCUACUUUAAGUUUGAAAAUGUUAUCAAAUUUAUAUUAAGACUUAGCAUUCUCUCUACAGUGUGCAAAAAAAUUGAAUGAAUGCAUUUAUUUUGCUUAGUUCUGAUCCUAUUCAGCCUAGUUUUGCAAGCGCUUCCCCAGCUAGUGAUAGCAUAGGUUAAAUAUGGAUAGGUGAAAGAGUAAUACAGUUGUUUCAUUGUAUUCAGAUUUACAAAGUGUCUUAAUUUGGUAAUAGUUGCUAUAUUUUUUGCUAAUUUAUUGUUGAUAUGUGUAAUCUGAGGUCUGCAGUGUAAGUGUUGAUCUAUAUACACACCCAGGUACUUUAUUUGGCUUUUGAUCUUGAUGUUAUUUACAUUUAUACUUCCACUUAACCUUGAGGAUGAGACUAGGAUGUAAUUUGUCUUUGAAAAGUUUAUAGAUAAUUUGUUAAUGGCACAGCACUUAUUGACUUAAAUUCUUCAUUCAUGAUAGACUCAAGGUUAUGCAGAUUAUUAAUUGUAUAAAACAUAUCAGUGUCAUCAGCAAAUAUUCAGAAGGAUAGUUUGCUUGAACAGUUUGGCAAAUCAUUAAUAUAAAGCAGAAAUAAGAGUGGACCCAAAGUUUAUCCCUGAGGCAUUCCCCAGAUAAUGGUCUGACUUCUAGAUAUAGUGUCACCAAUUUUGACGACCUGAUUACGAUUGUAUAAGUAGUUUUCAAACCAUCUGAGAGGAUUUCCGCGUAAACCAUAUCUAUGGAGUUUCAAUAACAGAAUAUCAUGGUUAAUUGUGUCAUUAGUGCCUUUGAAAAGUCAAGAAAAAGACCGCAGGUGACCAAUUUUUUAUCCAUAGACCUGCUCAGUGAAGUAUCCCUUUCUAAAUCCAAAGUGAUACUUAAACAAAAUGCUAUAUUUUCAAGAAAGUUGUAUGGUUGGUUAUAAAUUAACUUAAAGUUUUCAAAAACCUUUCUAAAAGAUGAGAGAGUUGAAAUAGGCCUAUAGUUUGCUGUAAACUGGAGUAACCUGUGAAACUUUUAAUAUAUUUGGAACUAUACCAGUUUCAAUCGAUUGAUUAUAAUUUUGCGUGAAUGGAACAGAUAAUGGCUCAGCCGCUAUUUUUAUUAGUUUGUUAGGUAUGCCAAUUGAUGAUUUGUUUGCAUCCAGGUUUCUAAACAAGUUAGAAACCUGAUCUUCUGAGACAUUUUCCAUAACAAAACUGUUAAUUGAAGAUGACGAGAUAUAUUGUGUAGGAUUUUCAUUGCUUUUGUCAAUUUUACUGGCCAAGUUUGGGCCUACAUUAAUAACAUGUUUAUUAAACUGAUCUGCAAUAUCUUCAUUAUUGGUAUAUAUCUUGUUAUUCCUAUCUAUUCUUAGGGGAAUAGACUGGCUUUCUGUCUUUCUCUUUAUCAGUGUGCCAAUAAGUUUCCAAGUAGCUUUUAAAUUACUUUUACACAUCUCAAAGUGCAUGCAGAAAUAUGUCUUCUUACUAAUAUUCUUGUUCUGGUUGAGCUUAUUUGAAUAUUUUUUGAAUUCAACUAUUUUGAUUGGGUCAUGAGAUAAAAAAUAGGUUGUAUACAUAGUGUGCUCAGAUUUGAUAGAUUUAAUGAUUCCUCUUGUUAACCAAGGUAUUUUAAGAGCCUUUGUUGAUUCCUAGACAGUUUUCUUUUUGGUGCAUGUUUUUCAACAAUCAAUUCAAUAAUCAAUUGAAUAUACCACAUCAAAAUAAUGUCUGACAUAUCUUAUAAGACGUCUGAGGUUACACAUCAGACAUCAAACAUGAGAUAUCUGACAUCAGACAAAAGACAUCAGACGUCUGAUAUACCACAUCAAACACGUGAUAUCGGACGUCUGACAUACCACAUCAGACAUGGAACAUACAUUUGAUAUCAGACAUCAGACAACUGACAUCAGAUGUGUGACAUACCACAUCUGACAUCAGACGUCCGACAUAUUACAACAAACAUUAGACAUCGGACACCUGACAUCAGACAUCUCACAUACAGCAUCAAAUGUUAGACGUCUGAUAUACGACAUCAGACAUCUGACAUACCACAUCAAACAUCUGACAUUAGCAAUCUCACAUAACACAUCUGACAUACCACAUCAGACAUCGGACUUCAGAUGUCUGAUAUACCACAUCUGCUGUCUGACAUACCACAUCAGACAUCUGAUAUACCUCAUCAGACGUGUGACAUCAGAGGUCUGACAUAUCAUAUCAGACGUCUGACAUACCACAUCGGACAUCUGACUUCAAAUGUCUGAUAUACCACAUCAGACUUCUGACAUACAAUAUCAGACGUCUGACAUACCAGGUCAGACGUCUUGCAUACCAUAUCAGGCAUGUGUCAUACCAUAUCAGAUGUCUGACAUACCACAUCGGACAUCAGACAACUGACAUCAGACGUCUGGUGACUCUGAUACACCACAUCAGACAACUGACAUCAAACGUCUGACAUCAGACAUCUGACAUACCACAUCAAACAUUGGACAUCAGACAUAUGAAAUAUUAUGACAGACAAUUGACAUACCACAUCAAACAUGGGACAUCAGUCAUCUGGCAUCAGAUAUCUGAUAUACCGUAUCAGACAACAGACAUCAGGCAUCUGACAUGCAACAUCUGCUAUCAGACGUCUCAUAUACCAUAUCAGACAUCAGAUGUAUGACGUACCAUGACCUGCAGGUUAUGACCUCUCACUAAACUCAUACAGGUGGAAGGGGGGUGGAAAUCUGCAUGUAGGCAUGUAGGGGUUUAUUCUUGAGGUAUGCUUGAACUCUCUAGGCUUAGAACCUCAAAUGAGUAAAACUUGUAGUCAUGAAAAAACCUGUUAAAAAUUACAGUCUGUACAAAAUGACACUAUUAUAUAAACUUCCUUAAAUUUCAGCGAUUAAAGCAUCUUGAUUUGCCCGUAGCUUGCUGUAAACCAUCUUUAAAGGUCAGUACACACUAGGCAACAAGUUUCAGCAACACAUUGUGGUGACACAUCGCUGCAACAAACACAUCAGAGGUCUGAUAUACCACAUCAGAUGUCUGACAUACCAUAUCAGACGUUUGACAUACCAUAUCAGAUGUGUGACAUACCACAUCAGACAUCUGACAUACCACAUCAGACGUCUGACAUACCAUAUGACAUAUGUGACAUACCACAUCAGACAUCUGAUAUCAGACAUCUGACAUACUAUAUCAGACAUCUUUUGUCAGAUAUCUGACAUACCACAUCAGAUAUCUGACAUAUCACAUCAAACAUUGGACAUCACACAUGUGAAAUAUUACAACAGAUAUCUGACAUACCACAUCAAUCACCAGACAUCAGUCAUCUGACAUCAGACGUCUGAUAUACCGCAUCAGACAACAGACAUCAGAUGACUGACAUUGGACAACAGACAUCUGCCAUGAGACGUCUCAUAUACCACAUCAGAUGUCUGACAUACCAUGACCUGCAGGUUAAAGUUCUUCACAAACCGUAGAACGUAUGCUGUUACGCUGAGAAGUCUGGAGAGAGUGCUGAAUCUUGAAACAUCAAUAAGAUUAUGGAUGCCUAGCUCUUUCUCCGUCGGAUCUGUCUGAGUCGUCCCAUUCCUGGUUGUGGUAUCAGUGUCUUGGCGAUCGGGCGAUGCUCACACAGCUGUAGAUGGAGUAUUUUGAGGAUUCCAAGAUGGCCAUUGCUCGACAAGUGUUAACCAUUGGGGACCAAAGUUGCCAAAGAGAUGAGGUGUGAAGCUGUGUUGUAGAGAUAAUAUAGUAAGCAGAUCAGCAGGGUUUCUUGGGUUGAGCAAUGAUUCAGACAGUAACAGGGAAAUAAGUGUCAUGACCUUUUGGUGCGGUUGGCAAUAAACUGUUUGAGGGGUUUGGAGCUGUGUAACCAAUGGAGGACUAUCUCGCUGUCUGACCACAGAUGGACGGCUGUAAUAUUGGGAAAAUCUCGUUUGAGGGGCUUCUGCUACCGAAAAUAGAGCUUAAGUCUUGUGCCGAUUGAUGCCGCCAUUAGUUCCAAUUGAGGGAAUUAUCAAUUUUCAGUGGAGCAACACGUGACCUUGACAUGACGAGUGAGGUCUGGUCUACAUUAGAAAUGUGAGCUACAGCUCCAUAUGCUUUAGGGCUGGCAUCAGCAAAGACAUGGGCAGAUUGGUUUGUACAUUAGACGGCACUUGUGAGAAGAAGCAUCUGGGUAAGAUCUUGCUAGCCUCUUGGAUAUCUUGGGCCAUGUCAUUCCACUUGGCUUCCAGUUCUGUGGGAAGUGGCUCGUCCCAUUCCAGCUUUCUUUGCCACAGUUCUUGAAUGAGGAGCUGGCCUUCAGUGACUGGAGAUAUGAAUCCCAGUGGAUCAUAAGUCCUUGAGGCAAGUUGUAGUACAUCACGUUUGAGGUUGGUUGACUGGAAGGGAGGCGAGUUCCUUUGGUGCAAGAGAGAUGGUGUCUUGAUUGGUGCCAGCGCAAACCAAGAAUGUUGACCACAGUGCUUGAUCGGCUGUUUGAUCUUGUUCUGCCCCUUCACGAAGUCGUGGGCUAUUGAUGCCCAUGAGCGCAGGUUGAAAUUGGCUUCAUUCAUGAUUGAUCUUGACUCUUGAUAGUAACGGAUGAUGUCAGUUUCUUGGUCACACCCGGAGAUAACAUUGUCUACAUACAUAUUGUUUCCAAUGUCUUUGGCCACAGGUGUACUGUAGUUUUCAGAUGAUGAUGCAGUGUAGCGUUCAGCAUGAAAGGGGAACUGGUGGAACCAAAUAGGACCGUCUUGAAAACGAAAGACCUGAAAUUCGCUUUCCGGAUUCUUAGGGUCUGACAACCAGAAAAAUCGGGUAAAGUCUCGGUCAUUGCCAUCGAGACCGACAUGAAGAAAGGCCUUCAAUAUCUGUGGACAGGCCGUAAGUGAAGGAUCGGAAUCUUAUGAUGAUGGAGCACAUAUCGCUUAGAAAUGGAGGGCCCACCAUAAGGCAGUCGUUCAAACUUGGAGAGUUGUUUGAGGAUCGGGAGCUGCAAUCAAAAACAACUCUGAUAGGUGUGGUAGCAGAUUCUUUCUUGACUGCGUGAUGUGGGAGGUAGUGCGCUCUAUCCAUACUGUCUACAUUGUCAACCCUUUCAAUAAAUCCACGCCUUUCAUGUUCUUUGAUAAUUUUCCCGUACGAGGUAAGAAGGCUAGGUGUCUGAGCAAGGCGGCGUACCAUAGCCCGCGUGCGGCGUGCACAGCUACCAUAGUUGGAAGGUAGUGUGGGAAAAUCUUCCUUCCAUGGGAAUUUGGCGCUGUAACUGCCAUCGGACAUUCUUGUGAUUGAGGAUCUCUGGUAGUGUUGCAGGAAGGACUCCUGGUUAUCCACUUCUGUAGGUGGUGUGAUGCCUAUAGACUCCAGAGACCAGAAAUGUUCAAGAUCACGUUCUGCCGCCGUUGUGGAAGACAGUGUCUGUAGCAGGUUCACAGCAGUGUCAGUGCGAUUGACGCAGUUAGUCUGUAGCGGUCCAGAGAUGAGGUAGCCAAUCUUUGAUUCUACAGCAGUUGGGCCUUGACCGCGGAUGACCUUGUCCAUCACUAUAUCCCAAUAGUGAUCCGCACCAAGUAGAAGUGAGAUUUCAAAAUUCUCGUCCGACGUCACAGGGUGGGCAAGUUGAAGACCCUUAGGUAAGGUAUGGUUCGGACCUGCUGCCGAAAGCGGUUCUGAAGUGGUGUGGUGAUUUGGUCAAUCACAAGGACACGUACUGGUAUGUGUUCCCCAUUGUUAGUGACGAUAGUGAUGUUGGCCAUAGGUAAUCGUCUGUUGGAUGAGGAGUGUGCACCAAAGGCAGACAAGGCAAUAGAUUCAUUCUCUGUGUAAAGUAUGCCUAGUUGAUCAGCCAAGGACUGCGUGAUAAAGGAGCGCUGUGCACCUUCGUCGAAUAGAAUGUUAGCUUCACAGUGCGUAUGGUUAUAGCCAACAGUUGCUACAGCAGUUUUCAAGAGUGAUAUUGGGCCAUUGUUGACUGGGAUAUUCGUUUGAGUAAUUGGUGCGAGAGAGGUAUGUACCCCCUGAAGGGUGGCUCUGCUAUAGAAGUAUGAGGACUGUGAGUGGGAGCCGUAUUGUCAGGUGUGGUCGGAGGGUUGAUGGCAGGAUCAGUGAGGCCCAAACAUAAACUUGUGUGAUGUUUCCCCUACAUUUAUGGCAGCGGAAUUUUGACUGACACACUGAAGACUUGUGUUUCCCCAAACAGUUGAAGCAAUGUCCGAGAGUCUUAACCUUUGUCCAUCUCUCCCGAACGUCAGUGACUACUUGACAAUUGUAGGAGGGGUGGGGACCCUUGCAGUACAGACAUUUUUUAGAUUCUGGUUUACUAGAUUUCCCCAAAUGAGGCUGUUUUCCUUGUAUUUGAGCGAGAAAAAAGAACCAGUGAUUGUUGGGGUGAGUCCAUGAGGGGUGUCGUUAAGUUGGGUACCUGCUUCAAGGAUUCAAUUUCCCUUACAAUAGCUUCUCUCAACUCCUGGAAUUUCCAUUCAGGGCUCUCGUGUUCACAGGGCUAAGAUCUUUCUCAACUCAUGGGGUAACUUUCCCAGGAUAAUUGGAACGAGGAGAUCCCCAUAGCUUUCGUGUGAUCUUCCAAGUGAUUCAAGACCUCUGACAUGAGUUUCCAUGGUAUCAUAAAACAGUUGCAAGCUUGUUAACUGGUUGGCAGGGCUAGCAAUUUCCAGGAGAGCUUGCAUAUGGGCACCUAUGAUCUUACUGGGUUGCCCAAAACGUUCCUUAAAGGAACAGUAUCCCGUUACUGCGCAUGCACCAAACUUUGAUUUUUGGACAGGAUGUCGCGAAAUCAAAAGAUGCGAGGAGAGUAAGAGAACCGUGAAAAAUCCGUUUGCAUCGCGCUUGACCGGGCUCAAUACGACACUAAAACUUCUCAGGAUUACAGAUCAAUGAUAUAUUGUUCCUGUUAAGUUUCGAUUUGGGCAAAAUCUGGAUUUUUGGCGUUACUUUUAUUGCCGUUGGCCGGAGGACCACAAGAUUGGACCUCUCACUAAACUCAUGGAGGUGGAGGAAGGGGUGGGAAUCUGCAUGUAGGGGUUUAUUCUUGAGGUAUUAUUGAACUCUCUAGGCUUAGAACCCUAAUGUGUAAAACCUGUAGUAAGGAAAAAUCCUACUAAAAAUUACAGUCUAUACAAAAGGACACCAUUAUAAUUAAUUUGCUUAAAUUUCAGCAAUUAAAUCAUCUUAAUUUACCCUUUGCUUACUGUAAAUGGUCUUUAAAGGUCGGUACAUGCUAGGCAACAAGUUUCAGCAACACGUUGUGGCAACACAUCGCUGAGAGAAAUUGCUUUGUGUGUGCUGGAGAAUUAUUGUGAAAAUCUCUGCCUCCCCAACAAGUCGCACAAAAUCAAAAGUUUAAUUUGUGCGGCGAAAAGAUUCUGUUGCUGAGACAAAGAUUUCCAGAAAAAUUCUCCAGUACACAUGAAGUGAUUUGUCGCUGUGACGUUUAUCAGUGAAGGGCGUGUCAACAUGCCCUCCUUGGAAACCAGCAGAGUGUUUUUGGUGCUAGCGUGUUUCUCUUGUAAUUUGAAGUUUUAAAUAAAUAUAGUGUUAUUUAUUACCUUGAGCAACUUGUUAGAGCAUAUUAACGCCCGAACUGUACACAUUGAUUGAUUUGUUGCUGCGACUUGUUGCAGGCACAUGUCGCCUAGUCGUGUGUUCCAUCCUUAACACAAUGUACCAUAAAAAACUGGUACAUCAGCUGCAUCCACUUAUCAGAAAAUUUCACUCAGAUCUGGGGCUGCGAAAAGUUGUAACAUCAGCAUUGAAUAAUAUUUUUGUUGUUUUGUACACAUGAUUUGCAGUUUAAGUAAACACAUUUCUUGCCACUGUCUUUACAGAGGUUAAAUUGUCAGAACUGUCAGAAGUUGUUGGAAAUUAUGAAAAACUGAGACUUCAAGAUCAGCAAGCCAUUCAGAAACUUAAAGAUCGCUUGCAUCAGCUGGAUGUAGAGAAUGUAGAAUUAACAAGACAGAUGAGUACUGAUGAAAACCAUGCACCUGACAAUGAAAAGGAAGCUGGCCAAGAUGAAACACCAGAAGAAUUAAAAGAACAAGUUAUGAAGUUGAAAGGACUGCUAAAAAUUGCUUUGAACUCAUCAGACAAGCCAUUAGAUUUGGGUAAGAAUAAUACACUAUAAUGUGCAGUGAUGUGUGUUUACCAAAGCUAGGAGAUGCCACUAGGUAAGCCCUGAUUUUCAAGUUGAAAAUGAAAUACUGUGCUGUUUAGUUUUUCAUCUUAUCCCAAUCCUCCCAUGACUUGAUGCACGCUUACCCUAGCUAGCUGGCCCUUUACCAUUUUGAAAGCUACAAAGCCGCAGGAAGCCUUCACUGCCAGAGUUAAUUGCAGUUUCUGUUACUAUUUCCUCUACAUAGAUGAAUAAGUUUUGUAGUUGUCUUCUAAAUUCUUACACAGUAACCAUUCAUUUAAAAGCUACUGAACUUACACAGUAGGUUUCUAUACAGUUUUAUUUGAGAGGUGAGUUGAAGUAGUUCUGAUAUUUCUAUUUUUUUUGGAAACAGGCAAGCCCAUAUUGUUUGUUUGUCCUUUUUUUCCAUCUCCUUAGAAUUGGAAGAGCUGAGCAACAAGUCAGAGUUUGAGUCUGUCUUUGUCAGUGACCCAUCUCACAAGGUUUGCCAACAGCAACUGCGUCAACUAAAGGAAGAAUUUGAACGAUACAAAGUGAAGACACAAGCUCUUCACAAAAACAAAUCAUUUAAAGAACUAAGUGAGCAAAUAGGCAACAUGGAAAAAUUAAAACUGCAAAAUGAAGACUUAGAAAAACAACUUCAUGAAUUAAAAGAGUCAAACAAUAUAAGAGAACUUGAUCAAAAAAAGGUCAUCACAAACUUACGAGACCAACUCAAGUUAACCGAGGAAAAUUACAGGCUGGAAAAAGAAGAAGCCAACACUGUCUACAAACAAAAACUUGAAGACCUUGAAAGACAGGUUUUAAAUCAAAGGGAACGGACACUUGCUCUUGUCGCUGAGAAAGAUGCAGAAAUCGAAAUGCUUAGGAGCCGUAGCCCAAGUGCCAGUCCUUCAGCUGACACAAGAUCAGUAUUUUCUUAUCAAAGGAAGUUUGUGGAGAUGACGGGUGUAUCCCAGGCCUCCAUGGACCUGCCUGAGGCUUCUGAAGCUGAUGCAGCUGUUCAUCAGCUGUUGUCCAAAAAUUCGGGAGUAAGUGAAAUUUUUAAAAUAGUGUUUCAGUAAUUUCAAUAUCCAGCAGGCCCGUAGGGAAGGGCUAGGCAACAGAUGUGCUUGCAUUCCCCCCCGCCGCCCCCUGCUAAAGAUUUGCUCUAACAUUCCAACCACUAACUAGCCGUAAAUGUGCAAGAUGUACAAGUACUCUUAAACUGCUUACAGAAACAUAACACUUUUAACUAGUCCUUUAAUAAUUGCACUCCACUAUAUAACAGACGUUGCGUUUUUCAGUAUUAUUUUUUCUAAAAAAAAGGAAUUACCAGGGGUGACUUCUCCAGUUUUAAAUAAGAAAAAGUAUAGAAAAGAACAGUUGUUAUUUAAAGUAUAAGAGGUUACACAUUUACUGUAAAUGACUCGAAUUAUUGCUCUUGACGUAAUCUGAUAUGCUUUGGGGCUAAGCUUGAGUUUUUCACCAUGACUCUCAUUAGGUUACAGGCAGCGAGAGAACCCUGGUUCAUUAUGCUCAACAACAGGCCAGAAGAGAAGCAGAAAGUACAGCCAUAAGGCGGCAGAAGAAUGAACUCGAAGCCGCUUUGAGAGACUCCGAACUAAGGUUUGUUUCCCUUUUACAAACGUUUUAAACACAUCUUUUGUAAUAGUACCAGUCUUUAUUUUGUGUGUUGAACUGCAAGAAGCUUCGAAAGCCUGAAUAAGCUGGAAAGGAUUUGUCCAGGCAAAAAAGAAGAUCUGAAGUACAAAAGCUCAAUGCGAUGAUGGACAAUCCAGACAGAAUUGUAUAUAUAGGCUAGGUUUCAAAAUAUCAUGUUGAUUGUCUGGAUCGUACCAAGGACUUUGCAACAGUGGAGGUGAUCAUUAUGAUCUAGAUGAUUCUAUGCAAGCCAGGUUUUAACUCUUUAAGCCCUAAUAACUAUCAUACAAAUACUCCAAGCUGAUCUCCAUUCGUGAUUUCCUUAAAGAAUUAGUCGAGACAAUUUGAUAAAAGAUGGAAGUGUUUUCCCUUUCGUGAUCACUUUAUUCAUUCUCGUAACCUUCUCUCGUGAUUAUGUAUUGAUACAGUUAAUUCUCUCUUUAAGAAAGGCAUCUUUAGGAUUUGCAAUAUGUGUCUGUCAUAGAGAAAUGUCCAGUGGCGGAUCCAUGGGAGGAGCCCGUCCCCCCCCCCUUAUUUUCAGACCAAAAUGAGGCCCAAAGAGCCGAAAAAAAAUUUUUUUAGACCAUGUCCCCCCACCCCCCUUAUUUCAGGGUCUGGAUGACCAGCCCCCCCCCCCCUUCUCUGAAGGUGUGGAUCCGCCACUGAUGUCCGUCUUAUUGAGAGUCAACUAAAAGGGGUGAAGUAAGGCAGCAAACAACUCUGGUUGUCCGUUUAGCGGGGUGUUGGUUAACACAGAAAUGACUGCCUGUGGACUGUUAGGAAAAAAUUGAGGUUAAUCACAUUUGGGUCCUAAGAAGUCCAUUAUCGGCAUUUUCAUGUGAAUUGCAACGUAAAUGUGCAUAACCCGGCGCACCUCAGUUGCGAGAAAACAUCGCACUUCGUUGUCUCUCGCAACAAUGCUUGAAGAGUCAGUCAUCUACAACUCUUAGAUUUGGUUGACAAACAUGAAAUCGUCAUCGCUCGCUCGAUCGAUACCUUCCGCUGUACUACCAGUGUAGUGAACAGUUAUCGGUGAUUUUGUUUCGUCUACGUGCUUGUUGAAAAAGUACUCUUUGAGGUGAGAUCCAUACCUUUAAGGUCGACAACCCGGCAAAAGUCCUGAAAGUAUACAGUCUACUGGUUCUUUUAACACGCGAGGGGAAAGUGGCAGGCAAUCUUCAUAUUUUGGAGGUUCCAGUGUGGUUAGCCUUAGGGAUCAGCAGCAAACUCAGGCUCAGGCCUUCUUUAAAGACUUAAAAUUUAAUGCUUGGGCAAAUGGUAUUGAUUUUGUUUUGUUUUGUUAAUUAUACAUGUUAGUUUAAACUUGUAUUUUGUGUAUUGUCAGAGGAGACAAACUGAUGGACCAGGCUAAUGUUCUUAAAGAAGAAAUCAGGAAGCUUGAAAGAGACAGGUAAGGGACACGAAAAUGUGGUAUUUUUAGUUGAAAUAAAAUUCAUUCACGUGGUCUGCCCUUUCCCUGUUGUUACAGACAGUCCUGUCUUCCCCUGUGGGACCAUCUCUAAGAUGGACUCUAAUAGAGAGGAGAAGUGUGACGUCACGUUGCCAUGGUAGCAAAAUUUUGGGAUCAAAACAAUAGAGAGCUUUAGCAACGGCGAGGGCAACGAAAACGGCAAAAAAAUAAGUUGAUAUUAGCAAAACAACAAAUUUUCACGUGCAUCACUCUUUUUUGUACAUUUCGUAGCCGCCGUUGCACGAUUGCGACAUGAAGCUUCCUAAUUUCACGCGCCCACUUUAGGGAGUAGGUGAACAAAACACAGAAAUUUUCUUUUUCUUUUUCUGAACUUUGAUACCGUCCUUUCGGAUUCAACUCCAGAUAAUUUCGCCUACGUUUGACAAAUCAAAUGAAACUGAAUAGAAUCGAUGAAGUUUGAAACCGUGCGAAUUCACCUUUUAAGAGACAUUUUGGGUUUGUUGUCAUCCAGAAAUUUGGCUACCAUGACAACGUGACGUAACGACUUCUCCUCUGUAUUCUAAGUAUCACUCAUUUUUGAAAGUGAAGCACAAUAUAAACCAAUAAUGUUGGUAGCUUCUUAUUGUUAUUGAGAGCAUGACCACCAUAUAAUUAAGGGAGCGUACGCAAAGAGGGUUGCGUUGGCAAUCGCAUCUUCAAAAACGGAAAAGUUUCAAUCAACAAAACAACAGCUUUACAUGUUCGUUACACGGUUUAGUUUAUUUCCUGAUCAUCGCUUGCAAAACUUUGGCCUUAAAUUCUCAGUCCUGGUGUAAUUUAUGAUACUCUAAUGUCUAUAAAGAACAUGGGAAAACGUGACGAAGUUACAAAUAAUACAGAGGGUGUACGAGUUGGAUUAAUCGCGAUGGAGUUUGAAAGAAUACGAGUUAUUUCUAUUGGUGACCGGACUUUUUCAUUGCCGUUGACGUCGUAGCUGCAUAUUAAGCUGCCUGUUAUCAUUCCCUUUGUCAUCAUCAGUCAUCGUCAUUACUGACAUUACCAUCAUCAUCAUCAUCACCGCCAGUACUAUCAUUAAACAUCACAACCCUCAUCAUAGCCUCCUGAUCCUCCAACCUUUUCAUUUACACCUGCCAAGCAGGCUUUCAUCAUCAUCAUUGUCGUAGUCAUCAUCAUCAUUAGGGAGCUUAAGCAACUACGACGACGACCACAACGACGACUUCAAAACAACAAUAGGUUUUAUGAUCAAAAGAACAGCUCUGCACGUGCGCCACGCUUUUUAGUACAUUUCUUUGACGUUCACUGCACGCGAACUACGACGUGAAACCUCCUAAUUUGACGUUUUAUGGAGGACGUGGACAUACGACGACGAAUUUUCCUUCAUCUUUUUUAACUUUAAUAAAAUCCUUAACAAUUCAACUCCAGGAAAAGUGGCCUGCAUUUAACAUAUUUAGCGGGUCUAAAUAGACGCGAUUAAGUUUGAAAGAAAGCAAAUUCAAUUUUUUACCGACGUUUUCACUGCCGUCGCCGUCGUCCUUGCUUAAGGUCCCUACAAAUAUCUUCAUCACCACCAUCAUCAUCUUCAUCAUCAUCUUCGUCAUCAUCAUUAUGCCCCUCCUCCACUUCAGCAGUAUCAUCAUCUUUGUCAUAUAUAUCUUUCUGUAUGUUUUGUAGGUCUCGUGAGAGUGCAAACAUGGAAUAUCUAAAGAACAUUGUUUUAAGGUUCAUGAUGAGCACCAGCUACUCAGUCAAACAACAAAUGAUAACCGCCAUAGCCACCAUACUGCAGUUCAGCCCUAGAGAGGUACAGUUAAACCUCUCUUAUUUCAAACCAUAAAGAGUUUACUUAAAAAGGGUACUGUAGUCAACUGCGCAUGCGUGACCUGGGACUAAAAUUUUGAAUGUUAAAAACUAGAGCCGUCGGUAAGAUUUUUUAUUUUUCAUGAAGAGUUACCUGGACCAUGAUAUGUUGCUGUAGUUGAAUUUUAAUUUACAAUAUUCCAUGAAAUUUUCCUUUACGCAGUGUUUUUUUUUUUAUAUCCAGGAUAUCCUUUCUCGGCCUACCUGUUAUGGUGGUUUUCUAACACCCCCUUAAUAGAAGCUCGACUUAAUUAGUAGAACUAUUGCAAGUGUUUAUCGUGAAGUAUUUUAUCUGUUCUCCAUCAGGAUUCCUUAUGCAGUUUUUUCUUCAUAGUUAGGUAACAAUAAAUUUUGUUUUUCUUUGACAGCUGAAUCAAGUGAGAAAAGUUCAAUCAGGAACUUGGUGGGGUACAUAACUGCCGGCAUAAGUAGCAGUUGAUGACAAACGUAUUUUAGAAUUGUUUAUCAUUAUGGAAAACCAGCAUUUUAGGCUAAACUGUACAAGUUUAUUCCUGAUCGGGAUCAAGUAACGAAGUACAUUUUCAAUUGAAAUGAUAAGGUAAUUAAAUUGGGGAGUUCUUAGAUACGGUGGCACUCAGUAGUAAGUUACGAUGCCUUGAAAGGUCUACAGUACGACACAACAUGCAUUAUGCACACAUACUAACGGAAUGUGAUUCUGAAUUCUUACUUACAACUUUUUGUUAAUUCGCUCUCAUGACUGUCUCGUAUUUCGGUAGGAGGAUAGCGUCUUCUCAAUACGAGAGUUGCGUUUCUCCAGGACGAGGAUCGCGUUUGCAACAUGCUGUAAAGGGGGAUUUCCACUGUUGCGUGAUUUUUACACGCUUAAAUGAAAUAGGGUAAUGUAUGGAAGGUCACCCUUAAAUGUAAAAGUUGAACCCCGCUGAACUUUUACUUUUAAGCGAGGCCUUCCAUAUAUUGCCUGUAUUUCAUUUAUGCACGUAAAUUUUACAUGUUCGAAAGAAAAAAAAACAUAUGCAACAGUGGAAAUCAACGCUAAGCGAACUUUUCGGAGGCACUGUUUCAUAAUAAAAUAUUUCUUGACAUGGGGUGGGUAUACUGUACAAACAUUUUCUUAGGUGGGAAGGUGGGGCCUGUUCAUUAGAAGCCGUACCCAUUACAACAGCUGUCGAAAAGGGCGAUGUAAAAUCAUGAUAGAUGAUUAGUUUCAACUGAUGUGACUGAUUCGCUUUGCCCUUUGGAGACAGUUGUUACUUUUAAGAAAACAGUGAGGUUUUCUUGACACAAAGAUUCCAAUUUUGUAAAACUAGUUAUUUAUACCAGGCAAUAAGUCUCAUUGCUGCUUAUUCCUUAGGCCUUUCAUGCCACUACUUGACACUGUGUGGGAUAAUGCAUUGCACGAUUUUUCUACGCUAUUUAUUGUUAAAUAGAUCACUCUGUCCGGACUUAACAUUCUUACGCCAAUGUUCAAAGGGUCUUUCUUUUGUUGCCUCUAUAAUCUUGGCAACAUGAGUAAGUGUAUCUAAAGAGUCUAAAUACAGUAAAGAACCUUGCGUUGUGCCUGUAAGUUACUACCGGAUUAGUCCUAUAUUUUUGCAGUUUUGGUGGGUUUUGUACUAUAUUUUCAGGUUGCUAAGUCCUAUAUUCCUAUAUUUUUGGACCCCUAAAGCUCUUGACACCCUGCAAACAGUCUGGGAAAGCCGCUACCGCCAGCUAAGCGUGAUCGGCAGACAAUCAAUACGGAGGGAUUGAGGGAGGUAAUGGUUUGGUAAUAAG